CAUCUCUCAUUGUCUCUCGUGUGUCCUUCUACCGCCCUGUGUUUGUGGCGCUCCCUCCCCUCUGGACUCGGUCUCCUGUCUUUCGCUCCCGAAAGUACCACAUUCUUUUAUCACCUUCGCACACUCUCAGCUCUUGCAGCUCUAGGUCUCCUGCCGCUUGCAGGUCCUACCACAACGAAAUCGCAAAAGACACUCUUUCACACAUUCGCGUAACACCAACAGCCACGAUGCCUUCUCUCGGUGUCACCUUCUCGCUCCUCAGCGUAGCCAUGCAAAUGGCCGCUGCCGCUCCUUGGUCGCAAUACAACGAGGGGCACAACACGGUUAACCAGAACACCAACAAUCUCGUUGAUGCAAGCGGACUGGACGUUGACGUUGACGUGCUCAAGCGCAACCGAUGGAACCAGAAGUCCUGCUACCGCUACUUCCACUCGUACAACGGUGGACACAACACUGUCAACGAGAACAAGAAUAGUCUAGUCGACCUGAGCGGUCUCACCAUUGACGCGGACGUUCUAGACCUUGACACCAACAAGUACAGGCGCUACCGCAUUCCGCAGGAAUGCCACACAUAUGUGAAAUCGUACAACGGUGGCCACAACACCUUCAACUCCAACGAAAACUCGCUCAUCGAUGCCAGCGGCUUGAACGUUGGCGUGGAUGCUCUGCGUCGCAACGCUCACUCGUACCAGUCUUACAAUGGUGGCCACAACACAUUCAACGAGAACAAGAACGGCCUCAUCGACGCGAGUGGCAUCGAUGUCGAUGUCGACGCCCUCGACGGUGACAUUGUCCGUCGUAAUGCUCGUUCGUACAAGUCCUACAACGGUGGCUACAACACGGUCAACGAGAACAAGAACGGCCUCAUCGAUCUUAGCGACCUGGAUGUCUUUGCCGACGUGCUCAAGCGCUCUGUCCACACUUAUGACGGUGGCUACGACACCAUCAACGAAAACAGCAACAAGGUCGUUGAUUUGUCGAAUCUCGGUGUCUUUGCCGACAUUCUCAAGCGUUCAGUCCGCGAGUGGAACGGUGGUCACAACACAUUCAAAUCUAACGAGAACUCUCUGAUCGACCUUAAGAACCUCGACGUGUUUGCUGACGUCCUCAAGCGCAGCUACAACGACCAGGACUGCAUUUGCCGCCCUAAGCCCAAGGCCUCCAGUUGUGGAUCCAACGGCUACACGCCUCCUCGCCUCCAGUUUCCCAGCCCUUCCCGCCACGUCCCGACCCACACGCCGUCCCCGACUUCAUCUCAUCACCACCGUCCCAGCGCGAGACCCGGCCGUGGUCAAUGCAGAUCUGGUUACACGUACAUCAACAAGGGUCACAACGUCAUCAACUCGAACAAGAACUCGCUCAUCGACCUCUCGAGCCUGACGAUCGACAUCGACAUCCUCGGCGUCGACGGUGGCAAGCAGAGGAAGUCCGUCAAUGGUAACUACAAGUGCGACUCCGAGUACGGCUGCUGCGGAUACCAGGCUCCUUCAUGUGGCUCGGGCUACACCUACGUCAACGAAGGCCACAACGUCUACAACUCGAACAAGAACACCGGCGUUGACCUUUCCAACCUCUCGCUCAAUAUCGACAUCCUCGGACUCGGCUCAGACCGCCAGAGCCGCAAAGAGUCCAACCCCAACUACAAGUGCCAGAGCAAAUGGGGAUGCUGUGUCGCGCCCACCAGGGGUCACGGCUCGUGCUCAUCGGGCUACACAUACAUCAACAAGGGGCACAACGUCAUCAACUCGAACAAGAACUCGCUCAUCGACCUCUCGAACCUGACGGUCGACAUCGACAUCCUCGGCGUUGACGGUGGCAAGCAGAGGAAGUCCGUCAAUGGUAACUACAAGUGCAACUCCGAGUACGGCUGCUGCGGACACCAGGCUCCUUCAUGUGGCUCGGGCUACACCUACGUUAACAAGGGCCACAACGUUGUCAACUCGAACAAGAACAGCCUCCUUGACCUCAGCAACAUCACCGUCGACCUCGACGUCCUCAACCUCGGCGGCGACCGGGAUAGCAAGAAGGUGAAGGGCUCCUCCACCUGCUCCUCCCAGUGGGGCUGCUGCGUUAGCACCAAGACCUACAACGGUGGGCACAACACUGUGAACAAGAACGAAAACUCACUCGUCAAUGCUUCGGGCCUCAACCUCGGCGUCGGGCUGCUCAACCUCUGAGAAGCCAAAGACUGUAUCGCCGCCGCCCAGCUCCCCUCUCCAUCGCUCGCAGUGCCACGCGUUUUCGUCGGCGCUUAUACCCAGCAUUUCCCCCCAACCUAGCCUCGAGGGCGUCAGCAGCGGCAGCGGCAUGCAUGCAUCCUUCCCCCAGCCUUUCAUCUUUUCACCCAGUCCGGCUCCCCCCGUUUUAGAGCUAUCCCCAUUCGCCUCGUCGUAUGGUUCU
This is a messenger RNA of Tilletiaria anomala UBC 951, 2400 nucleotides long. RefSeq lists its product as uncharacterized. The record is from RefSeq and is a predicted model, not a curated record. The transcript has 3 exons. Lineage: Eukaryota; Fungi; Basidiomycota; Exobasidiomycetes; Georgefischeriales; Tilletiariaceae. The coding region runs from base 228 to 2177 and encodes 649 amino acids.